Messenger RNA from Bipolaris zeicola 26-R-13, 933 nucleotides. RefSeq lists its product as uncharacterized. The record is from RefSeq and is a predicted model, not a curated record. The transcript is spliced from 3 exons. Lineage: Eukaryota; Fungi; Ascomycota; Dothideomycetes; Pleosporales; Pleosporaceae. Gene Ontology annotation, molecular function: transmembrane transporter activity. Gene Ontology annotation, biological process: transmembrane transport. Bases 1 to 933 code for a protein of 310 amino acids.
AUGUCCGCAGACUUCUGGGCCGGCUACAUUUCCGGUGCAGCAGGCAUCAUCAUCGGUAACCCACUGGACCUCAUAAAGACGCGUCUGCAGGCAGGAAAUGCACCAGCACCACAUGUAGUAGAAGCUACACCGACGACAACAAUAACAGCAGCAGCAGCGGUACAACCACAACUCCAAACCCUGCAAGGUUUCAAAGCGCAAUUCGAAAAUGCCGGAACACUAGUUAGAGGCGCCACAGCCCCUAUCCUCACCUACGGCGCCCUCAACGGUCUCUUAUUCGUAACCUACAACCGCACCUUAACCCUCCUACACGACACCCCAGCCUCCCCGCAAAGCCUCUCCAACGUCUUUCUCGCAGGCGUAACAGGCGGUCUCGCAUCCUUCGUCGUCAGCGCCCCUACCGAGCUGAUCAAGUGCAGAGCCCAGGUUUCUACGAGCCAGACAACGACGUCGUGGAGUGUGGCGAGGGAUGUGUGGAGGGCUGAGGGGGUACGGGGGUUGUAUUAUGGAGGUGCGAUUACGAGUGUGAGGGAUGCGGUGGGUUAUGGGCUUUACUUCUGGUCGUAUGAAAUGUCCAAACAGGCCUGGAGUUCGCCGGAUGAUUCGGAUCAGGAAACGGCGAUGAAGGUACUCAUGUGUGGUGGGUUGGCGGGUGUCGUUAGCUGGACGUCCAUUUUUCCCUUGGAUAUGAUCAAGACGAGAGUACAGACCCAGGUACUACAUCCACCGGCAACAGAUGGAGAACGAAGUGGGCUCCUGCAACCGGAAACCCAGAAGAAGCGAAUGAGCUCAAUUGAAAUUGCCAGGCAAGCAUACCGGACAGAGGGCGCAGGCGUCUUCGUCCGUGGCCUGGGCAUAUGCAGUGUACGCGCUUUCAUUGUCAAUGCUGUACAAUGGGCCGCGUAUGAGUGGAUGAUGAAGUUGUUGCAAUAG